AAGUGGAAGGAAACUUUGGGCGCCUCCCACGUCGACCAUGCCCACCAACCACUGCGUCGGAGGUUGGGUGCCGGAUAUCCGCAUCACGUUGUGUUUUGAAUGCAUUUUAUUACAGCAGUACCGUGUACAUGAGUCAGACCUCCACUUGAGGCGUUAGUAGUUACAAGCACACUUGAGUUGCCCAACGUGAGCCUAUCUUUUUUUUGUUCGUCUGCCCGCUUUCUCUUCCUGCAAGCAACUAUUGAAAACAGGCCACAAAUGUCUCACUCUGCUUCCAACUCUGCGAACGCUUUGGUACACGCCCCCGCUUCACUAGACAAUACCUUGACUCCUGAGAUGCCCAUGAACGAAAAGAAAUCCGAGCCCGGACAGGCUUGGAAGGCUGAUGAAGAGCAGAUCCUACCGCAUAAUAACAUGCCCCUUGUUUUCUGUUCCCUGAUGUUAACUCUCUUCUUGUCUGCCCUCGACCAAACUAUCGUCGCGACUGCGCUACCGACGAUUACUGCAGACCUCGGAGGUGGAAAAGACUACUCAUGGGUGGGAAGUGCAUACCUACUCGCCUCGGCAACUCUUAGUCCACUCUAUGGCAAACUCUCGGAUUUAGUAGGCCGAAAGAUAGUCCUGUACCCAUCCAUACUUGUCUUCCUCAUUGGUUCAGCUCUAUGCGGUGCGGCCCAAAGUAUGGCGUGGUUGAUAGUCGCGCGGGCUAUUCAAGGAAUCGGCGGCGGAGGCAUUGUCCAAAUGGUUAAUAUUGUGAUCGGAGAUAUUGUCAGCCUGGAAGAGCGAGGGAAAUAUGCUGGCUACUUGGGUUCGCUGUGGGGUAUUGCUUCUCUGAUCGGACCACUGGUCGGAGGGGCGUUCACGGAUCAUGUGUCCUGGCGUUGGUGUUUCUGGGUAAACUUGCCAACCGGUGGGGUUGCCACGGUCCUUCUUUUCUUCUUCCUCCACCUCAACCCAGUCAAGCACAACAAGACUGUCAGACAACAUAUCUCGGAAUUCGACUUCCCCGGCCUGUUCCUCAUUAUGGCAGGCGUCAUCUGCAUCUUAUUUGGAUUCACUGAAUCUCAACUUGGAUGGGGCUCUCCUGCAACUAUUGCUCCAUUGGCUUGUGGCUUUAUUGUGCUCAUACUGGCUGGAUUCUGGGAAUGUUACACCAUCAGGUCACCUAUUGUCCCUCCAAGGUUGUUCCAAACCAGAACUACAGGCAUCCUGCUUAUCACUACUUUCAUACAUGGACUAUGUUUCUUCUCCUGUGCAUUCUAUUUGCCAGUGUAUUUUCAGGUACUGGGAGCUUCAGCUACUAAGACAGGACUCUUAAUGUUACCAAACUCUUUGGGAUCUUCAAUAUCCUCUGGCCUGGUAGGCUUUGUAGUUGUAGCCUUAGGAGACUAUAGACAGAUCAUCUGGCUCUCUUGGGCUGUCAUGGCUGUUGGAUAUGGCAUCAUGAUUAUGCUGGAUGAGAAGUCUUCAUUAGCACUCCAACUAGUUUAUCCACUUAUUGCUGGUAUUGGAUUUGGUGGGCUAUUCCAUCCUCCACUGAUUGGUAUGCAAGCUGCAAUGCCUAUCAAGGACAUGGCCACUAGUACUGCUACCUUUGGUCUGAUUAGGCAGAUUGGUGCUACUGUUGGAACUGCAGUAGGACAAGCAAUCUGGUCAACAGAGUUGCAAAAGAGGAUCUCUGCUAUUCCCAACUUCACCUUAGACACUUCAAGUGCAAACUUAGUGGACAGUGUAAGACAACUUCAGAACAUCCAGCCCGCUUCUGUCCAGCAGCAAGUCUUACAUGCUUAUACUAAGAGUAUAUCCAUGAUUUGGCUAGUUUGUACACCUCUAGUUUGUCUCAGUCUUUUCAUGACCCUUUUCAUCAAAAAGUACACUCUCAAGAGGAAAAUUAUCAGGACUGGUAAGAAGACUGGAGAUGAGGAGCAAAACUCCUCUCCAACAGAUACCUCUGUGGAGAUCAUUGUGGAUGAGAAGAUUGGCGGUGAAGAACUUAAGAGUGAUGUCUUGUCAGAUGCUCUGCCGGCGACUACGAGGACAAACUCAAAGCCCAUUAUUACGAGCUGAGACUUUGAAUGACUUAGAUAGACUCAUGUAAUGAGAUGACUUUAUGAAAGAAUGACUAUUAUGAACUUCUCCUUAGUGUUCAAACACCGGAUAUAAACAUAAAAUAUAAAUUCAAUGAGUUUUGAGUAAGCUGCGGCGCAAAACCAAAGUUCAGAGGUUUGAGAAGCAAUAAAUAUUGAGACCCGUAGGUCUACCACUCCGGGAAAGCGUGUCAUCCUUGUGCAGGGGCCAUGCUAAUCUUCUCUGUAUCGUUCCAAUUUUUUCGUAUGUCACCCCGAAGGGGACAUUAUGUUUUGGCCGUCUGAUGACUCAGGCGCCGACAUUUCACAUUUUGUUCAACUUGCGCGUGGGCGCUUAGACUUACCUUGCCUUACCAGACGUGGGGACGUCACCGAACACCGACUUGAAGCCUCUUGUCGACGCUCCCACAUAAAGCUCAGGAAGAAGAAAUCUAGUUCUUCACUGAGCGAAUAUGUUUGACGCAAUGUCUUAACAUCCAGUCAGAUAUGCCAUCGAUACUGUUUCUCGUUUCACUGAGGUGACACUACUCAUUCCGAGUCUCGAGAUGUUAUGGACGCCUUCGGAACACCGAAGCAGGUAAAGUGGUGUGUAUUAAAGAGUGGUGAGUAGU
Messenger RNA from Somion occarium, 2698 nucleotides. Lineage: Eukaryota; Fungi; Basidiomycota; Agaricomycetes; Polyporales; Cerrenaceae. The record is from the annotation of a GenBank genome assembly.